GGGCUGAUGCGGACAUCAGCGCUGGGGAGAGGCGAGUGGCGGCCGCGGCGCCCGUGACUACUGCCUGCGUCCCGGUAAGACCAUGAAUUAUGGAAUUUCUUAAAUGAAGCAUUCAAGAGUGGAAUGAGAGAAUGUCACAUAGAAAAUAAAUGAUUUUUUAAGUUAUGUCUAUUAAUUUGACUCUAGAUAUAUAUAUUUACUUCCUUAAUAAUGCAAGAAGUCUUUGUGGGAAACAGAGAAGCAAACAGUUGCAUCUGGUUUGUUCUAAACAGCAUUGGUGUAUGAACCAUGUCAAUGUGCACAGAGAGUUUCACACAAGUAAGAAAAGCUGUAAAUGGAACAGAAGUGAAGCACAUUGCAGCACACACUGGCACACUGCAAGCAACCAUGGCUUACAUAUUGGAAUUGUAAAACUUAGCACUUCUGCUCCCAAGGGACUUACAAAAGUGAGCGUUCAUAUGUCCCGUAUUAAAAGUACUUUGAAUUCAGUUUCAAAGGCUAUUUUUGGCAGUCAAAAUGAAAUGGUUUCACGGUUAGCUCAAUUUAAAUCAAGUUCUCGAAUAUUAAGAAAAGUAUCAGAUAGGGGAUGGUUAAAACAAAAAAAUAUUAAGCAAGCCAUCGAAUCUCUGAAAAACUAUAGUGAUAAAUCAGCAGAAAAGAAUUCUUUUGCAGAACAGAAAAGUUACUUUGCAGAUAAAGAAGAAGAUUCAGGUAAACACAGCCUUUUCCAUUACACAUACGGUAUAACCACCAGAUUUGGAGAAUCAUUCCACUUUUUAGCAAAUCAUAUUAAUUCAUACUUCAAAAACAAGGAAAAAAUGUCUCAAACAAAGGAAGAUAAACAGCUUCAGGACAAACCAGGCCUUGAAGAAAGGAAAUCCCGUUCUCCUGAUCCUGACAUCUUGACAGACGGGCCAGACUCAGGAUCUCCCCCAGAUGAUGAAGACAAACUUUCCAGCCCUACCCAGAUGCCUGAGGUUCACCCAGUGUCUGCAAAACAAAGUAUUGCUAACUUCCUUUCUCGUCCCACUGAAGGCGUACAAGCCUUAGUCGGUGGUUACAUUGGUGGACUUGUACCCAAAUUAAAAUCUGAUCCCAAGAGUCAGCCAGAAGAACAGGAAGAGCCUGCUAAACCUGAGCAAGCUGUCUGCAAAGACAAGAAGGCAGAGGAGAAAAAGCGGGUUUUACUUCAGCGAGAAAAGAUUAUUGCAAGAGUGAGUAUUGAUAACAGAACUCGAGCCUUAGUUCAGGCCUUAAGAAGAACAACCGACCCAAAGCUCUGUAUUACUAGGGUUGAAGAACUGACUUUUCAUCUUCUAGAAUUUCCUGAAGGAAAAGGAGUGGCUGUCAAGGAAAAAAUUAUUCCAUAUUUACUACGGCUGAGACAAAUUAAGGAUGAAACUCUUCAGGCUGCAGUUAGAGAAAUUUUGGCCUUAAUUGGUUAUGUAGAUCCAGUCAAAGGCAGAGGAAUCCGAAUCCUCACAAUUGAUGGUGGAGGAACAAGAGGUGUGGUUGCUCUUCAGACUCUGCGGAAGUUGGUUGAACUUACUCAAAAGCCGAUUCAUCAGCUUUUUGAUUACAUCUGCGGUGUAAGCACAGGGGCCAUAUUAGCGUUUAUGCUGGGAUUGUUUCACAUGCCACUGGAUGAAUGUGAGGAACUCUAUAGAAAGUUGGGCGCAGAUGUGUUCACACAGAAUGUCAUUGUUGGGACCGUCAAAAUGAGUUGGAGCCAUGCAUUUUAUGACAGUCACACAUGGGAAAAGAUCCUUAAGGAUAGGAUUGGAUCUGCAUUGAUGAUUGAAACAGCGAGAGACCCAGCAUGUCCUAAGGUAGCUGCUAUAAGUACCAUAGUAAACAGAGGACAAACACCAAAAGCUUUUGUGUUCAGAAACUAUGGUCAUUUUCCUGGCACCACCUCUCACUAUUUAGGAGGCUGUCAGUAUAAAAUGUGGCAGGCCAUUAGAGCCUCAUCAGCUGCUCCAGGCUACUUUGCAGAAUAUGCGCUGGGGAACGAUCUUCAUCAAGAUGGAGGUUUGCUUCUGAAUAACCCUUCGGCCUUGGCCCUGCAUGAAUGUAAAUGUAUCUGGCCAGAUACCCCACUCGAGUGUAUAGUAUCUUUGGGCACAGGACGGUAUGAGAGUGAUGUGAGGAAUACCUCAACAUACACAAGCCUGAAGACCAAGCUCUCUAAUGUUAUCAGCAGUGCUACAGAUACAGAGGAAGUCCAUAUAAUGCUUGAUGGCCUAUUACCUCCUGACACAUAUUUUAGAUUUAAUCCUGUGAUAUGUGAAAACAUACCCCUAGAUGAAAGCCGAGAUGAGAAGCUGGACCAGCUUCAGCUGGAAGGGUUGAAGUAUAUAGAACGAAAUGAUCAAAAGAUGAAAAAAGUUGCAAAAAUAUUAAGUCAAGAAAAAACAACUCUUCAGAAGAUCAAUGAUUGGAUAAAAUUAAAAAGUGACAUGUAUGAAGGCCUUCCAUUUUUUUCAAAAUUGUGAGUAGGGUAUAUAUGUGUUUUCAUAAAUGAAGGCCAUCAAAAGAUCCACCAGUUUAGAGAGGAACGGUGUGAUUCAACAUGAAUUCUCUGUAGGACACUUAGUGAAUUCUGGGAAUCCCUGGAUGAAAUAAUGCUUUGAACAGCUCAAACCUCACAGAAGAAAUGAUUGGUAACAGAAGUUAUAUAUGAGAAUUAGGUAUUUAAGAUGUUCAUAACCUUUAGAGAUUUUAUUACUAUGCUAGUUGGUUUUAGUAUCUAUUGGUCUUAAAUUGUUUGCUGUUUGAAAAUGUAUUAAUAUAUGUGCCAAACACGAAAUGGGGAAUGUUAUACUUUAUGCUUUACUUACUUCAAUCAUGUGGAAUUUGUGUGACUGUUGAUUUUCUUUCAUGUCAAAAAGGUGAUUUCCCUUUACAUUUACACUACUUAGCAUUUCAUUAGGGGCACCCACAAUCCAUGUGUUACCUUUCACUGUAAUAAUCAUUGAAAGAGAUAGAAGAAUGGGAUUAUCUUUAUUAAAGUACAUUUAUGUUUGAAAUAUGAAAAAAACUGGAUACAGUUUUCUAUUAAAAAGGUUGAUGAAUUUCCAGUGAACUUUUUCUUGAAAUUGCAAGAUAAUGUUGUUCACUUUCGUAGAUCGAAUGCUAUCUUAUCAUUUACUGUUACAGAAUUAUUUGAUUUUACUGAGAAAAUAUUCUUAUCAUUAACAAAUAAAUUAUUGAAGUGACCAAUUGAUCAAGGCUAAUGCCAUUUUAAAGUUUUUUUAUUGCUCAUGAUUGCUUGGUUUAUUAUAGCAUUUAUGAAGAAAUGUUAGUCUAGUUAGAUUGACAGAAGUUAAACAUGGUGCCAUAGGCCAAAUAUAUUAAUUUUUACUGUAUUAUUUCCCUUGUAAAUCUUUAUAUUGAAUUGAAAUUUUUUAUGAAAAAUGAAACCAAGGCGUGUAUCCUUUGCUUGGUACAGAUAAACUUGACAGUGCUGCCUGUGUUGUCUUAGUGUUUGCAGGGCUGGAUCACCGAAGCGAUGAGAUGGGUGGGAGCUGUGGAGUGGCUGAGAGUGUGGGUGUUAGUGGCUGAAUAGUCAGCCUCUGGGCAUGACCUUGAAGACAGUGAGUGGACAGCUUGUAAGAUUCAGCUUACCAGCUUCCUGAGUACCAGGAAUAAGUGAGGACCAGGAAAAGGGCUAAGGAGGUUUACAUAUGAGCAAGACAGUAGACAGCUUGUAAAAGGAGGAAAUCUAAUUGUCAAAUUUCGUGUCUUCUCAUUUACUUUUUAAGAACAAGAUAAAUAAGCAUCCAGUUAUUUCAGAAGCUAAUUUAAACACUCCUUUUUAGCCUUUAAAUACAAGUAAACUUUUAUGUAACUAGACUGACUUACUAGUAUAAGAAAAAUAGAAACUAACGGGAAUAUGCAUAUUCUGGGGAUUCUCUGUAAUAGCAGAUCUUAAGCACAAGGUUCUUGUACCAGUGUGCUCUGGGAGGGUCUCCUGUCCUCACCUGGUAUAGCCCAUGCUUUGCCACUUACAUCCACUCUUCCUGGUUUGUGCUUUGCUAGUCAUUGCUAAGGGUAACUUUGGACCAGAGUUUUUUUGUUCAGCCACAUAUAUUGGAUGCUGCGUAUAAACUUUCCUUUUAACAAAGUAUAAUCAUCUGUGUGGUAUACAUGUUUUUGUUUAUUCUUGUCUCCAUUGGUACCUGAUACUGAUUUUCCAAAGAACUGAGUAAGUCCCUGAGACAACCAUCAUUUCAUAAAGAAGGAAGUGGUCUCUGUGCCCAAAAGUCAUUCUAAAAGCAGCCUAUAAGAGAGACAUAGAAAUGAGUUUUUAAUUCUACAUAGAUUAAAGUCUUUCUCUAAGAAGCAGUAAAAAAGUCUGUUUUAUGAAAUACAAAUUCAUCAGAUGUACUAAAAAUAAGUAUUAUUUUGAUCUCAGACCUUGCUGACUGUUUUGAGAAAUCAUUUUCUUUAAAUAAAUAGCAGGCACUAUUCUUUAUUAAGCAUUGAAACCCAAGAGUUGUUUGUACAGGCCCCAGGGGUUGGGAGCACUCUAGCAAGGUUAUAAUCAGCACUGCACUCUUUUGCCCCUCCCAUACCUUUUGAUCCAUGAGAGAUUAGACAUCAUAGAAAUUUUUUGACUGGAAAAGAGGUCACAAAGAGCCUGAAUGCAUUCUGAAAGGAUUCAAGACUCUUCCACUUUUGGUAACAGGAGGGAGCAGCUAGCAUCACUUUCCCUCCUUUCAUUCAUGAUACAGCUUGCAGUUGUUGACAUAGCUAAGACCCCUAAAAGUUGAGGCCCAAAAUUUGACCUAACUCACUGUGUGCUAGAAAUAGUUCUAACCAGCAGGGAAUGGUUGGGCAUCCCUGUAAUCAAAGCAAAAGAAAAGCUGCAACAGGAUGAUCGGUAGCCUGGGAUCCAUAACUACUCUGAGUUAAGCUCAACUACAUGGGGAGUUCUGGGCCAGCCUGGGCUGUGGAGUAAAAAUACCUCAAAAAGGAAAUCCAGAGGCCUGCAGUAAGACACAGCAGGUAAAACCUCUUUCUGCCGAGCCUCAUGACUUUGGGUCCCUGGAGACCCACAUGCUGAAAGGAGAUAACCAACUGCCAUUAGUUGUCUCCUGACUUCUUAUUUGUGUUCUGACACGUGUCAUACACAAAUCUAGUUAAAAAGAGAGAAGAAAGGAAAGGGAAGAGAGGGCAUGAGGAAAGGAGGGGAGGGUUAGUUAUAGUCUAUAGGAAGUAUUCCACAGGUGUCAGCUGGCAGUCAUUGGACUAAGCAUAGCAAAUAUGGACGUGCUUAGUGAGUAAGUAGCAGGAAAGGGGCUAAGGUUUACAUAUGAGCAAGCCUGAGGUUGGUAUUGUUGCAUCCUUAGAAAAAGCUUUUCAAGGUACCAGGGUUCAGAAAGGUAGAGCUAGGACCAUUGCACACUCUCUCGUCAAAACACUGUCUUAACUAGAAUGUACUUCCUGGAAGGUUGAAGAAUGACUUCAGGUCCAGCUUAUGGAACUGAAUGUGGAUAAUGUGUUUACUUGGUCAGGAAACGUUCUUAUCUCAGUACAUGUCACCUCAGUCUUUAUGAUCUCAGAGCUUUUUACAAAAGCAAAUUGUCUCUGUUCAGUUUUGUGGCUGUAUCUUAGGUCUUUUGUUACCCUGGGAUUUGUCGUCUGUAUUGUACUCUACUGGUUCGUACCUCUAAAAGGGCUCAGAAAUCCAUGGAGAGAGGACCGGAGGAGAGGAUGUCUGACCUUUCCUACCUAGUAUACCAACAUUGCAGUCUUUCAGAAGGAGCAUCCUGUCUACAGAAUGGCCAUAAUGAAUUUCUUCUACAGGAAAUUAAAGCUGACCUCUGGGCAGUUAGGAUACAUAAUCCAUUUGGAAAAUUCCAUGUUGGUCCCAUCCCAACAAAUUCUUUUCACAUUCGUUGCUCUGUGUUCUUUUCUGUUAUUGUUUCUUGCCAAGUUUAAAUACAACAGAACUGUUCUUUAAUUUGACUUUUUUGAAGCAAAUCUAUGGCAAUUACUCUUUUAUGACAAAGAAAUAGGAAACACAUCAAAAAACAGUUUGUUCUGUUCCUGGCAGGAGCUAUCCACAAUCCAAAAUAGGAUUUCCAGACUACAGAUGCCCCUGGGCUAGACUGUUUGAAUGUGUUGGUCCACCACUUUGAUAAAUAUGUCUGUCAGAAGUCACACUGAUUGCUUUGUUCACUAUAACUUUUAUUCGACUAAUAUGAAGUUUCAAAUUCAUCACACCCCACAAAUAUGCAUGAAUAUUUUGGUUAAUUAGUUUGUCAAAAAUAUAUUAUUGGACUAGUGAGAACCUGUCUGAUGAUCUGAUGAAUUCCAAAAACUCACAUAGGAAAGAACUAGUUCCCACAAAUUGACCAUACUGGAUGCAUGUAUAUGCAUACAAAUGUGCUCAUGCAUGGACACAUAGUUAAACAGUAAACCAGCUUUGGUGAUGCAGACCUGUAAUCACAACAGUUAGAAAGCAGAGGCAGGAUAGUCAGGACUUCUCAAGGCUAGUUUCAGCUACAUAGAGAGUUUAAAGCCAAUCUGAACUAUUCAAAGCUCUACUUCAGGAAAAAAAAGUGUAAAGCAGCUACUGACUGAUGUUGAUUUUUCUUCAUUAUAUAAAGCUGUAUUUUUUACCUCAUUCUUCAUUUUUAGACACUACAUAUUUUGAGGUGUGACAGUUAAUAUUGUUAACUUGACAGAGUCUAGAAUCACCUAGGAGGUAAUUCUGUGAUCACACCAGUGACGGAUUAUGUAGAUUAGGUUACUCAAGAUGGGAAAACCGGUAACUAUGGUAGCACCAUCCUAUGACCUGGUAUCUUAGACUCAAAUAGAAGAAGCUGAACCCCAGCAUCAUCAUCACUCUUCUUCCUAGCAGCAGAUGCACUGUAACCAGCUGCCUCAUGCACCUGCCUCAGUGCCUUCCUGGACCAUGAUAAAUGCACUCAAAUUGUGAGCCAAAAGAAACUCUUCCCAAAGUUGCCUUUUUCAGAUAGUAUGUUGCAGCAGGCAAGUCAGUAAUUCAGAUACAUUUUAAAAAAUUACAGUCUGAUUUAAUAUGAACAGGUUAUGUGGUCAAAAAUGGUUGAUAGUCUAAUUGACAUUUGUACAAGGUGUAAGUAUCACCACUAUUCUUGAUCUGUUUAGUAUCACUGAGAUGAAAGUAAUACAGAGUAUUUUUUGACUGUUUUCUCAAUGCCAUUGCAAAGUUAAAAUCUUAGUAUGAAUGUACCUGUAAUAGUCUUGUAAAAAUUAAAUACUGAAAAAUAUUAAAUACUGUAUCUAGGAUUAAAAAUAUUGUCGUAUCCUUUCAGAUACUAUAGUGUCUACACUUAAAUACCUGAUUCAUUAAUGUACUUUUAAAUGAAAGGUAAAAAAUAUAUCUUUCAUGGAAGAAUAAAACUGUCAAUAGAGGCUGGA
Molecule: messenger RNA, 7413 nt
Organism: Grammomys surdaster
Lineage: Eukaryota; Metazoa; Chordata; Mammalia; Rodentia; Muridae
Gene: Pnpla8
Product: patatin like phospholipase domain containing 8
Exons: 10
Coding region: 165-2495 (776 amino acids)
Biological process (GO): arachidonate metabolic process
Cellular component (GO): membrane
Source: RefSeq, a predicted model, not a curated record